AUGUUUACAAAAGAGAAUAAAGAAAUAGAAUUAACGAUAGACAACAUAAAAAUAUCUUCUACAAAAAAGAUUAAUCCUUUAGUUGAUUUUUCAACUCUUAACAAACCACUAGCUAAAAACAUAAAUCUAAAAAUAAAAAAGCUAAACACUAUUCAGCAAUACAUACUUCCAUUAAUAUCACAAGGAGUGGAUUUAAUAUGUAAAGCACCUACUGGGUCAGGUAAAACCCUUUGUUAUAUUAUUCCUGUGAUACAAAAAAUUUUAAAAAAUCCUAACAGUAAAGCAGUAAUAAUAUGUCCUGUUAGAGAACUGUGCGAUCAAAUAAAAAGCGUAUGUUUAGAACUUACAAAAAAAUUAUUUGUUAAUAAAAAAAAUGAAAAUUGUGAUUUAUACUACAAUCCUAAAACAGCAAAUCAACCAAUUUCUGUUAUGACAAUACGUAGCGAUAAACAGGAACUUGUUGAUUAUAGUGAUGCUAAUAUUAUUAUAGCUACACCGGGAAGAUUAAUUUUUAAUCUUGAAAAGAAAUUUAUCAAUUUUGAUAAUUUAGAUACAAUUGUAUUUGAUGAGGCAGAUAAACUAUACGAUUCAACCUUUAAAAGACAAAUAGAUACCAUAAAAAGUUUUAUUAAAAAAGAUGUACAGACAUGUAUGUUUUCCGCAACAUAUUGUAAGGAGAUACGAGACAUAUUUAAUUUAAUUACAAAACCCGAUAGGGUGUAUUUUGAGGCAGAUUUUGAAAUAAAAACUAAUGUAAAACAGGAAAUAUAUCCAAACUUUAAAAAAAUAGAUAAAAUAGUAGAAGUUUUGAAAAGUCUAACUCUUGUCGGAAAUUGGAGAGAGACAGUAGAAAGUGAAAAAGUGAUGAUUUUUGUAGAACGAAAAGUAGAUUGCCUUAAAGUAGCAAACUUACUAAAUUCUAAAGGGUAUAAUUCUGUUACUUUGCACGGUGAUAAAAGUCAAUACGAGAGAAAUGAAGCUAUUUCUAAAUUUAAAUCGGGAUUAUCAUCUAUUUUAAUUGCGACAAAUGUUGCUGCUAGAGGACUUGAUAUCAGAGAAGUUAAAUUAGUUAUUAAUUAUGAUCUACCUAGGACGAUCGAUGAAUAUAUACAUAGAAUUGGAAGAACUGGUCGUGCAGGAGAAGAAGGCAGAGCUAUAUCAUUUUUUGAUUGGAAAUAUAAUUCCAAUAUUGUAGAUGGUCUUAUAAAAAUUUUUAGUGACAACAAAAAAGAAAUUCCGAAAGUUUUAUUACAACGGAAUGCUGAUGCCAGUAAAAAAGAAUUUACAUCAGUAAACAAGGCUUUUAAGCCUCGAAAAAACGAGAAUAUUUAUAAAUAUAAAAAAACUGUAAAAAAUAUGCAAUAUAUUAAUACAUCUAGUAAAUCACAAGAACAACCUAUUGAAUCGCAGCUUGAAGACUUAAAGAUUACAAACACCUGUGAGUCCAGUGAUGAAGAGUUAGGUGCUUGGUAA
Molecule: messenger RNA, 1473 nt
Organism: Vairimorpha ceranae
Lineage: Eukaryota; Fungi; Microsporidia; Nosematidae
Product: atp-dependent rna helicase
Exons: 1
Coding region: 1-1473 (490 amino acids)
Molecular function (GO): nucleic acid binding; ATP binding
Source: RefSeq, a predicted model, not a curated record